Cucumis melo (muskmelon) is the source of this 3972-nucleotide messenger RNA. Its product is annotated as DNA-directed RNA polymerase I subunit 2. The transcript has 27 exons. NCBI's taxonomy places the organism in Eukaryota, Viridiplantae, Streptophyta, Magnoliopsida, Cucurbitales, Cucurbitaceae. The record is from RefSeq and is a predicted model, not a curated record. Gene Ontology annotation, biological process: DNA-templated transcription. Gene Ontology annotation, cellular component: nucleus; RNA polymerase I complex. Gene Ontology annotation, molecular function: DNA-directed RNA polymerase activity; ribonucleoside binding; DNA binding. The coding region runs from base 92 to 3613 and encodes 1173 amino acids.
GCGGGCUCUCCCAAACCCCUAAACCCUGCGCCUGCCCGAAUAAACGUUGUCUUCUCUCAAUCAGUCGCUAGCUCCGACGCCGGCGAAGAAGAUGGUGGUGAAAUUUAAAGAGAACGAAGACUAUGAGGCGUUGCGCGAGCUGUUCAGACACCAUAUAGAAUCGUUUGAUCACCUCGUCGAUGCCGGAUUGGAGACACUUAUGAACAGCAUCAAACCCGUCGAAAUUUACGACUCAUUCACCAACAAAAAGCUUAGAAUUUGGCUGGGUAAGCCUGAGUUAUACCCACCACAGAAGGAGCGCAAUUUGAGAACAAUACGGGAAGCUCUUCUUCCUUAUGAAUGUAGGCAAGCUAAAAUUUCAUAUACCGGAAAGUUCAUGGCAGAUGUUUGUUUUCAAUACGAUGAAAAAGCUGUCAUAAGAGAGAAGUUUAACUUUGGGCAAUUUCCGAUAAUGCUGAAGUCAAAGCUUUGUCACUUGAGAGGUCUUGAUCCCAAGAAGUUGGUCUCCUACAACGAAGAGGCAUCAGAAAUGGGUGGUUAUUUCGUUAUGAAUGGGUUGGAGAGAGUUGUUCGGCUUUUGAUAGCACCCAAACGAAACUAUCCAAUGAGCAUGGUGAGGAAUUCAUUUUCUGAUCGACGGGAAGGUUAUACUGAUAAGGCAGUGGUUAUAAGGUGUGUAAGAGAAGAUCAAUCUUCAGUAACAGUCAAAUUAUAUUAUCUUAGGAAUGGAAGUGCCAGACUUGGAUUUUGGGUUCAGGGAAAGGAGUACUUGCUUCCCAUAGGGGUCGUCCUAAAGGCCCUAAUUGACACAAACGACCACGAAAUAUAUGCAAGUCUGACAAGCUGUUAUAGUGACAAACAUGGAAAGAGUAAGGGUGCUGUUGCAACUCAGCUCGUUGGUGAAAGGGCAAAGAUUAUUCUUGAUGAAGUUCGAGACCUGGCACUUUUUGAUCGUCGUCAAUGUCUAGAUCAUAUAGGACAACACUUCCAGCCAGUCAUGGAGGGGCUGGGAAAAGAAAAAUUCUCUACUGUUGCAGAUGCAGUUCUUAAAAACUACAUAUUUGUUCACCUCGACAACAAUUAUGACAAGUUCAAUCUGCUUAUUUUUAUGGCACAGAAACUUUUCUCCCUUAUAGAUCAGACUUCUGUACCUGACAACCCCGAUUCCUUGCAGAACCAGGACGUUCUGCUACCUGGUCAGCUAAUUACUCUUUAUCUCAAGGAGAAACUGGAAGACUGGUUGCAAAAGUCGAAAAAGCUUCUUGAAGAUGAAAUUAGUAAUCCCAGCAAAAAUUUUGAAUUCUGCAGCUUAGCUCAUGUGAAGAAGGUCAUGGACAAGAAUCCAUCAAAACAGAUUAGUUCAGCUGUUGAAAAUAUGUUGAAAACUGGAAGACUCGUUACACAAACUGGCCUAGAUCUGCAGCAGAGAGCAGGCUUUACAGUUCAGGCAGAGCGACUUAAUUUCUUGCGCUUUGUGUCUCAUUUUCGUGCUGUUCAUCGUGGAGCUUCGUUUGCUGGACUUCGCACUACAACUGUGCGGAAAUUGCUACCUGAGUCUUGGGGUUUUCUUUGUCCAGUACACACUCCUGAUGGUGAACCAUGCGGCUUGCUGAAUCAUUUAACCAGCACCUGCAGAAUUACGUCAUACUUCAAUUCUCAAGGAAAAGUUCGAGACUUUUACAAAAUAAGGACGUCUAUUCUAAGUGUUCUAAUUGCAGUUGGAAUGAUACCGUCACUACCGAAGCUUGUUCAAAUGGGUCCUCCUGAUGUUCUUAAUGUGCUUUUAGAUGGUCGACUCGUUGGUUAUAUAUCAUCCAAUGAAGUAGAGAAAGUUGUUGCUCAUUUACGUCGAUUAAAAGUUUUAUCUCCCCACGUGAUUCCCGACGAUCUGGAAGUUGGAUAUGUACCUUUGAGUAUAAGUGGAGCAUAUCCUGGUUUAUACCUUUUCACAUCUCCUUCUAGAUUUGUCCGACCAGUUAAAAAUCUUUCAAUCUCCCCUGAGGAUAAUCACAAUAUUGAACUCAUCGGCCCAUUUGAACAGGUGUUUAUGGAAAUACGAUGCCCUGAUGGGGGUGAUGGUGGGAGGAAAGAUGAGUUUCCUGCAACACAUGAAGAAAUCCAUCCAACUGGGAUGCUCAGUGUGGUUGCUAAUCUUACCCCUUGGUCCGAUCACAAUCAGAGCCCACGUAAUAUGUACCAAUGCCAGAUGGCAAAACAAACAAUGGCAUUCUCUCUGCAAGCUAUUCGGUACCGUGCAGAUCAAAAGCUAUACCAUCUUCAGACUCCUCAGACCCCUAUUGUUCGUACAAGCACAUAUACGAAAUACAACAUAGAUGAAUAUCCAACUGGCACAAACGCAAUAGUGGCAGUGUUGGCAUAUACUGGUUAUGACAUGGAGGAUGCGAUGAUUCUGAACAAGUCCUCUGUGGAGCGUGGAAUGUUCCAUGGACAAAUAUAUCAGACAGAAACUAUUGACUUGUCUGAUCAGGGCAAUAGGUCAAGUCGAAGUCAGAAGAUGUUUAGGAGGAGUAAUAUUGAUACAUCUGUGCGAUCUAUCAUAGAUGCAGAUGGGCUGCCUUAUGUUGGUCAGAUGAUACAACCAGAUGAGCCUUAUUGUAGCAUUUAUGAUGAGGUGGCUGGCACAACCAGAACCAUGAAACUUAAAGGUUCAGAAGCUGUUAUUGUUGAUUAUGUGUCUGUUGAUGUGAAGAAUAAGAAUAACCCCCAAAAGGUGAAUAUACGCUUCCGGCGCCCUCGGAAUCCAAUGAUUGGAGAUAAAUUUAGUAGUAGACAUGGACAGAAAGGUGUUUGCUCCCAGCUAUGGCCAGAUAUUGAUAUGCCAUUUUGUGGAGCUACAGGAAUGCGCCCGGAUUUGAUUAUCAAUCCCCAUGCUUUUCCUUCAAGAAUGACAAUAGCAAUGUUGAUGGAGUCUGUUGCUGCGAAGGGAGGGUGUUUAAAUGGAGAGUUUGUUAAUGCAACACCAUUUAGGAGUUCUGUAAAGAAAACGAAUGCCGGAGAUGGAGAGACAAACGCCGAGACACUUGUUGAUGAACUUGGGUCUACGUUAAUCAAAAAGGGAUUUAAUUACCAUGGUCUUGAGGUAUUGUACAGUGGAGUUUAUGGAACAGAGCUAACAUGUGAAAUUUUUAUUGGACCCGUAUAUUAUCAGCGUCUUCGGCACAUGGUUUCUGACAAAUAUCAGGUUCGUUCCACUGGAACCGUGGAUCAAGUAACUCGGCAACCAAUCAAAGGUAGAAAAAAAGGUGGUGGUAUACGUUUUGGUGAAAUGGAGCGCGACUCAAUGCUAGCACAUGGAGCAUCAUACUUGUUGCAUGAUAGGCUUCAUACAUGUUCUGAUCAUCACAUUGCUGAUGUAUGUUCACUCUGCGGCAGCAUUCUAACAUCAUCUUUCGUCCAGCCCCCAAAGCGUGCUGUGCGUGAAAUAGGCGGGCUCCCUCCUGGGAAGGCUCCGAAAAGGGUUACGUGUCAUGCUUGCAAAACAAGUAAAGGUAUGGAGACGGUAGCAAUGCCUUAUGUCUUCAAGUACUUGGCUGCAGAGUUGGCAGCGAUGAACAUAAAAAUGACUCUCGAACUAAGCAAUGGAGCAGUCUGAUUUGAACAAUGCUCAUGUUUUAAGAUCUCGUCCUCCGGAUUUGCUUGGUUCAUAAGUGAGAUCAGACUCGAGACCAGUUUCAUAAAGAUGACUUGGCUGCUCUCGAGUAAAAAUUUAUUGCCCUGGAGGAGACCAAAUUUUGGGUCCGUGCUAUAUUUUCGAUUUAGGGUCUGAGGUAUUGUUAGUUCCCAUUUUUGUACUAUUUAAACCCUGGGCUAACGGCUUCUUUUGGUUUCAUUUGUCAUAAUUUUUAUUCCAUUCAUAAGCCAUGGUGUAACAUAAACGAAUGAUUUUGUAACGUCUGAUGAAUCUUAUGUAUUAUAAUUUAUAAAAAGUGUUCCAUUAUUAGAGUUGUUUCA